AUGCAAUUGAAGAAAUUCUCACUCGCAGCUGGUCUGCUACUCUCCAUGUCCUCUCAAGCCCAACAGACUACUAUCUACAGCGGCACAGGCUUUGGCACAUAUUACUACGACAUGAAACAGGUCGAUGUGUGCGGUACAUCAUUCGCUUCCCAAAACACAGGCCCAGUUAGAUGUCAAACGUCAGAUCUGUCGCUAGACGCGCUCAAUUCAAACUACGUCGUGGCCAUGAACAACACCCAACUCGGGGAGCAGCUGGCCCUGUACUGCGGCAAGAAAGUGGCCAUUACCUCUGUGAAUGGGCAGUCAGUCUCGAUGGAUCUGCCCUUGUUUAUCGGUGAUGGCUGUCUUCGUUGCUCGGAGGGAUCGGCUGCUGAUUAUCAAACGUGGGAUUCGAAUGGUGCUCCGGGACUGGAUUUUAGUUAUUCGAUUCUUGACCAGUUGAGUGGUGGGAAUGCGUGUCAGCAUGGGCAUUUUUCGAUUACGUGGGAGAUAGUGGAUGAGCAGUUGUAUGAUUUUGAUACAAAUACUGGAACUACUACAACUCCGGCUUCAGCUUCAGCUCCAGCUCCAACUUCAGUGCCAACUCCGCCGCCAGCUCCAGCAGCUCCAAAAGCUGGAGGAGGGGAAGGAGAAGGAGGAGCAGCACAAGUUAGGCCAGUAACAGCCCCGGUUCAAUACCAAAACUUCGACAAAGUCGCCGCUGCACCUACAACGCUGAUAACCACGCAACCACCGGCUACGACAACCACGACAAACCCCGGCACAUGUUCAUCAGGAGCGUGGCAGUGCAGUCCCAACGGUUCCGUUCUCGAGCAGUGUAUCAGCGGCACUUGGGCUCCUCGGGCUACCUGUGCUGCUGGGGAAGUGUGUCGAGGUGGUGGUGUGCCUUACUGCGCUGCGCCUGGAGUUGGUCAGGCUGCGUCUUAG
Messenger RNA from Talaromyces atroroseus, 927 nucleotides. RefSeq lists its product as hypothetical. The record is from RefSeq and is a predicted model, not a curated record. The coding region runs from base 1 to 927 and encodes 308 amino acids. NCBI's taxonomy places the organism in Eukaryota, Fungi, Ascomycota, Eurotiomycetes, Eurotiales, Trichocomaceae. The transcript has a single exon.